Messenger RNA from Cylicostephanus goldi, 255 nucleotides. Lineage: Eukaryota; Metazoa; Nematoda; Chromadorea; Rhabditida; Strongylidae. The record is from the annotation of a GenBank genome assembly.
AUGCUUGUGAUGGUUUUUCAAAAUGAAGCCAUGGAAAAUGUGUACGGAUUCCAGCUCUAUCGCAAUAUUGCCAAUCUCCUCGAAGUAGUGAAUCACUGCCUCAAUUUUUAUAUAUUUUGUAUGGCCAGCAGCGAGUACACUCGUGCAUUUUUAUUGAAAUGUGUUUGUGUAAGGGAUAUUAUGAUGAAAUUCCCCGAUUAUGCUGAAUUUUUGACAGUGAGGAGGAGUGACAGGUUCAACUUUCUUUCUCCAUAA